AUGAAGUUUUACGUGGGCAUCACUAUAACGGUAUUUUUUGUGUGCACGAGAUUUGCGGAGGCAGAGCAAAGUUACACGGUGAUAAGUGAGCGUUUCGAGCAUUACGAUGGUGUGCAGGAGACUCUAUUUUAUGCCAAUAACGCUAGAGUUAUCGGUCGUCAACGUACUUUGAAUGGCACCUUGAAGUUUUUGGUAGAUAUGGACAACGAACAUUUUAUGAUGAGUGUAGAAAUUUUCCAUUCUCAACCAGGUGAUGAUAAUUAUAAGCUUAUACCCAUAGGCAUCACGCGUAUGCCCCUUUGCGACGGUUUCAAAACCUAUUUCGCCAAAGUAGCGGAACCGUCUUUUGUACAUGGUGAGAACACCGAUUUUCCUUACAUACCUGAAGAGGGUUUGUGUCCCUUACCGAAAGGUGAAUAUUACUUCAAGAAUUUGACUUUAAAGAUCGACACAUGGCCCACUCAUAUACCAAAGGGCAAUAUAAAAGCGAAAAUGACAUUUUUCAAGGAUGCGGUCAAUAUUGGAGCAGGGGCACUGAUAAUGAAAGUGAAAGAUCGUGAAUGA
This is a messenger RNA of Bactrocera latifrons, 564 nucleotides long. RefSeq lists its product as uncharacterized. The transcript is spliced from 3 exons. Bases 1 to 564 code for a protein of 187 amino acids. The record is from RefSeq and is a predicted model, not a curated record. NCBI's taxonomy places the organism in Eukaryota, Metazoa, Arthropoda, Insecta, Diptera, Tephritidae.